Messenger RNA from Neodiprion virginianus, 4392 nucleotides. It is a transcript of the gene Smurf, whose product is annotated as E3 ubiquitin-protein ligase SMURF2. The coding region runs from base 357 to 3050 and encodes 897 amino acids. The transcript has 12 exons. Gene Ontology annotation, biological process: negative regulation of BMP signaling pathway; ubiquitin-dependent protein catabolic process. Gene Ontology annotation, molecular function: ubiquitin protein ligase activity; protein binding. NCBI's taxonomy places the organism in Eukaryota, Metazoa, Arthropoda, Insecta, Hymenoptera, Diprionidae. The record is from RefSeq and is a predicted model, not a curated record.
GCGCGUAUCUUCGAGGCACGGAGUAGUAACCGAGAGUCGAAACUCGACGGGUUGAUUAAUCGCCUCUCGAAUCUCGCAAGUAGUUAACAUAGUUACUGCGAUAACCAGUGAUGGCCGCACGCAGUGUCCGUAGUCCGUAUCGUUAAAAAUCGUGAAUCGUGAAUCGCGAAUCUAGUUGAGACUGGUGCUGUUCGCCUGGUAUGGUGCAAACAGCGAUGGCAUGGGUAAUUAGGAAGCGGCUAGAAGCGUUCCUAUUCACCCCGACAAUCAAUUGAGGCUAUGGCCAGAGUGGAGUUGGUGUGUUAGAGUCGUGACGCGUGUCGGUGCGUAAAUGUCCGUUGUCCGAGAAGUCAGUUAUGUCGAAUCCCGGCGGUAGCAGGAGGAACGGGGCCGUUAAGAUUCGCCUCACGAUACUCUGCGCCCGUAACCUCGCCAGAAAGGAUCUUUUCCGUCUUCCUGACCCAUUCGCCAAGAUAACGGUUGACGGUUCAGGCCAAUGCCAUAGCACGGACACUUGCAAGGCAACGCUUGACCCCAAGUGGAACCAGCACUACGACUUAUAUAUUGGAAAGGAUGACGGUAUUACUAUAUCAGUAUGGAAUCACAGAAAAAUACACAAAAAACAAGGAAGUGGAUUUUUGGGAUGCGUUAACAUACUUUCUUCCACCAUACAGAGGCUUAAAGAUACCGGAUAUCAACGCUUGGAUCUCUGCAAAGCGCACUCGGAAGACACGGAUGUAGUAAAAGGUCAAAUAGUAGUAUCGCUUUUGUCGAGGGACGGGCAUAACGGAGCGGUGAGCAACACCGUUGGCCACAACGCGGUUGUCGAUGUUCUCGGAGACCUAAGUUGUCCAACGGAUCUUCCUGAUGGCUGGGAGGAAAGGCGUGCUCAAAAUGGAAGACUCUAUUAUGUCAAUCAUUUCAAUAGAAGCACUCAGUGGGUACGGCCAAAUUCUCGACCAGCGAACGUCAUAAUCCCCACAACACCAGAGCCGCCACCACCUCUGGGAACGGAACCGACAUCGCCAAGUGGAAGUGGAAGUCCCCAGAACAUGAGGAGCCAGAGUCCGAGCUCGAGGACAUCGGACUGGAAUGGAGAAGGAUCCCAGAACAGGACACCGGUGAGAGAGAAUUCGGUGCAAAACACGCCUACACAGGGUCAGAACAAUAAUCACAAUCACAAUCUGCGGAACACGACGGCGACUAAUUCAACCCGGGAAAGGAGACCGCAAAGAACCAGCGAGGAGCAGAAUGGCAAUCGAUUAGCCAAUGGAAGUCAGGCUCGGAGACAGAAUAGAACGAACAGAAAUCGCAACAGCAUUAUGCCAAAUGGUGAAAGGAGGAAUGACAAUCAACCCUCCGAUCUGCCCCGAGGAUAUGAAUUGAGGAAAACGCAGCAAGGACAGGUUUACUUCUACCAUGUACCGACGGGCGCCUCGACGUGGCAUGAUCCAAGGAUACCACGGGAUUUGCCAGCUAACGAGUUGGCAAAUGAGCUCGGGCCGCUUCCCAGCGGAUGGGAAAUGCGCCAGACGCAAACAGGACGAGUUUACUUCGUCGAUCAUAACAACAGGACAACCCAAUUCACGGAUCCUCGGUUGUCCGGACAGAUAAUAAGCAACUUGUUAAAGCGGCAAAGUCCGCAAAAUGGGACGUCUAAUCAGGCAGCGAACUCAUCGAGUAAUUCUAACUUGGCUAGAGUAGAGCCGGCAGCUGGAGGUGAAGCUCCUCCUACACCAGCAGUUGUAUCUACUCCAACGAAUCCCGUUAGGCCCAGAACAGAGGGAACAAGUAACAACAAUUCUCCUACCUCUGAAAGUACCCCAUCGCAAAAUGGACAGACAGUUUCCGAUCUCCCCAAGGAACUCAUGGAAAGCGAGCUGCUUCCUAAGUACAAACGAGAUCUGGUAGCUAAACUCAAGUGCCUCAGAGCUGAACUCAAUGCGCUGCAACCACAAAGUGGUCAUUGCAGAUUGGAAGUAUCCAGAAACGAGAUAUUCGAGGAAUCGUACAGACUGAUAAUGAAGAUGCGACCCAAGGAUAUGCGCAAGCGUUUGAUGGUGAAGUUCCGGGGCGAAGAAGGACUCGACUACGGCGGAGUUGCGAGGGAAUGGCUUUACCUGCUUUCACACGAGAUGCUGAAUCCUCAGUAUGGGCUCUUCCAGUAUUCCAGAGACGACAAUUACACCCUACAGAUAAACCCCGACUCGGGCAUAAAUCCGGAGCACCUUUCCUACUUCCAUUUCGCUGGUAGGAUAAUCGGUAUUGCUGUUUUCCACGGGCAUCACGUCGAUGGUGGAUUUACGACGCCGUUUUACAAAAUGCUUCUCAACAAGGCAAUCACCCUCAGCGACAUUGAGGGCGUAGAUCCAGAGCUGCACAGAAGCUUGACUUGGAUGCUAGAGAACAGCAUCGACGGUGUAUUGGAUGCAACGUUUUCCGUGGAGCACAGUAGUUUCGGAGUGUUGAAAAAUCACGAAUUGAAACCCGGUGGCAAAGAUAUUGUAGUAACCGAGGAAAAUAAACGUGAAUAUGUCAGACUCUACGUCAAUUAUCGUUUUAUGCGGGGAAUAGAGCAGCAGUUCCUGGCGUUGCAAAAAGGUUUUCACGAAUUGAUACCGCCUCAGUUAUUGAGGCCGUUUGACGAACGGGAACUCGAGCUUGUCAUUGGCGGCCUGGGAUCCAUCGAUAUCAACGAUUGGAAAAUGCACACGAGACUGAAACACUGCACACCCGAUACUCCAAUCGUGCGAUGGUUCUGGCAAAUUGUCGAAUCGUACGGCGAAGAAAUGAGGGCUAGACUUUUACAAUUUGUUACCGGAAGCUCAAGGGUACCUUUGCAGGGAUUCAAAGCGCUACAAGGUUCGACUGGAGCGGCGGGUCCCCGUCUUUUCACGAUUCACGCUGUGGACGCACCUAGUGAAAAUUUGCCAAAGGCUCACACGUGCUUCAACAGGAUAGACAUACCGCAGAAUUAUCAAAGCUAUCAAAAAAUGUUAGAUAAACUGACGCAGGCUGUCGAAGAAACUUGUGGUUUCGCUGUUGAGUGACCGUAGAGUAUGAAAGAGGAUAGAAAAAAAGAGAAAAUGGAAGGGGUCGGUGAAAGGUAGGCGUUUUUUAGGUACACAAUAAUUUAUUAUAAGAUUUCUUGUCGGAAUUUGGCAAAAAAGAAAAUGAAGAGAAAGUAAAAAAUAGGAAAAAUACGGAACAAAUAAGAAAAACGAAAGAAAGAAUGAAAAAAAAAAACAAUGAAAAACCGUUUCGCACCUUGUGCACUGCUUAUUGCACUAGCACAUUUAUCCCGUCGUUUUUUUUUUAAAUCUUUUUUUUGUCAUCUCACGUAAAAAAUAUGAAAGACCAAUCGCGUAACUGGUUUACAAAUAUUCCUUUCCACCCGCGCCUCAUUUUCAACGCAGAUGUAUUUGUACUUGUAUUAUAUACCACGUGGCAAUUUAUCUGCCGUGGAAAGCUGAUGAAUAGUUAGGUAGUUAUAUAAAUAUAUACAAUAUAGACAGAUAGACAGUUAAAUAGAUACAUAAAUAGAUAUUUGUAAAAUGAAUUGAGUUUUAGAAGAAAAGCACAACAAUGAAUUUAGUGUAGUAUAUUUUUUUAUUACUGUUCAGCACAAGUGUACGCGUUUAUUUUUUUUUAUUACUGUUCAGCACAAGUGUACGCGUUUAUUUUUUUUUUAUACAGCUUGAUUUUUUCGUCCCACUAAUGUUUAAAAAUUAAAUCGUUAGCAAUGAAAUAAAUUAACGGGAAUUGAUUAGAUACCUAUAUGGUAUUGUUAGACUGAUUUUGUCGUAUAUUUCUGUUUUAUUACGAUAAAAUUUCCAUCAUUCUUGUUUUUUUUCAUUUUCGCUGAUACUUGAAGAGCAAUAAUAAUGACAAGGAUAAUAAGAGUAAUAACGAUAAUAAUGAUACAGCGAACGGUUGAUGUAAAACUUGUGUAUAUUAUUGUAAUAAUAAUGUGAAAAAUAGGUCGAAAGAAAUAAUAUUGACUUGAUCGCGAAACACGAAAUUUUUGUUCUUAGCUUCUACGUGUUAUUGUAAUAUGUCAUAUAUCUCCUCUGGUUUUGUCUCUUCUCGUGUUAUGGAGAAUCGUUAAGAAAAACAAAUGCUUGAAACAUUUUCCCUUUGUUUUCUUUUCUUGCUUUUUAUAUAUUAUUGUUUCCCGACAUAUGAGUCACGGCACAGAUACAAUUUAUUCGCAGUCUAUGGGUGACUAUAAAUAUUUGUACGUACUUUGAAAAUAUAAUUUUUAGAAUAGUCGGAACAAAUUGGAAAAAAAAAGAAAUAGAUACGAAGGGAAGGGAGAAUUAUAAGUGAAUAAUGGACAAAAUGUGGAUAAAGAUAGAUUAAUAAGAUAUCAAGCAAUGCAUUUCAGUAGUA